CACCGUUGUACGAGCCGCCUUUUCUCAUACUUUAUCCAUUGAGAUCAGUUAAGGAAUGCUGAGCUUGUUUAUUAUUUGUCGCUGGUUGAGGGCAUAGAGCGUAUCGUCAGCGGGAGAGUUUGCCGACCAUCAUAUUUUCGUACCACCAUUCGAUUCCAAACUGCGAAGGACCUCCACAGCAACGAAGUUGAAUGCAAAGGUGGCCUCAGGGAGAACACUGGCAGCAACCCUUCCUGGGCCGUUUAUUCCAUCUGAUGAGCCCGAGUCUUAAACCCAGGUGUGCCUCAGGCGCAAUCCCUCGCACUUCAAUUACUCGCCGCCCUCGCCGCCUCACAAUCCUUCCCGUUCUUAUCCCCAUGCUGUCCUGCCGAAACACCAUUCUUCAACGCUGUCACCACUCUGGGAUAUCUCUGCUUCCCCUGGGACAUAACCACGGUAUUGUCCUCGAUGCCGCUUGAGAUCUCCGCCUUCUUCUUCACUCUCUCCUUUUCCUCGUAGCUCACUUGGCAGAUGGUCACUUCUUGAGUUCGGUCCAGUACACGCAAACCUGGCUUGUUUCGAUUGCUUCAGGCAACCACUCAAGCUCGGCGAGCUCUUGAAGUUCAGCCGCUGAAGAAACCGGGCUGUUGGGGGUCAGGAUGAUGUGAUAGCGGGAUGUUGGUUGCGUCUUGAACGUUCCAGCUUGGAGGUCCCUUGGAGUUUGUUCCCAAAGUCCGGCGGCCCAGGGAGAGUCGUUCUCUUCUUGUUUUGCGAGGAG
Molecule: messenger RNA, 757 nt
Organism: Parathielavia appendiculata
Lineage: Eukaryota; Fungi; Ascomycota; Sordariomycetes; Sordariales; Chaetomiaceae
Exons: 1
Coding region: 192-458 (88 amino acids)
Source: RefSeq, a predicted model, not a curated record